AUGGGAGGUGGGGGGAAAUGGGGAGUUGGGGGCAGGGGCGGUGGGAAGGUGGGGGGGGGGGGAAAAGUGUGGGACGUGGGGGUAAUGAGGGAAGGCCCUCCCACCCGUCAGAUGGCCGGAGAGGUUGGCCGGGAGCGUCUCCAAAAAGCUCUCUCAUUCAAACCACUGGAUAAAAACGGAGAGGUGCCGUCGGCUCACGACAGCACAUGUGAGAGAUGCAACGACAAUAGGUAA
Molecule: messenger RNA, 234 nt
Organism: Knipowitschia caucasica
Lineage: Eukaryota; Metazoa; Chordata; Actinopteri; Gobiiformes; Gobiidae
Source: the annotation of a GenBank genome assembly